UUGUUAUUUUCGAUCUAAACCCUGGCUCCCCAAGCCCUAGUUCUUGCCCGUCUCUCGCGGUAAAAUUGGACCCAAAAAAAAAAAGAAACAGAGAACUCGGAAUUAUCGUAAAUUUAAUAUCAUACUCAUGGGCUCUUUUAGGGUUCCAAUUCCCAGUUGUGAGAUUCAAGCCCCAACCCAUGAUUCAUGAUAGUGAUCUUCAUGAUUCGUUGGAAGUAACGAUUACUUCGUGUUCGUGGUGUGUCCGUUGAGUUUGGUGUUACAGAUCUGUAAGACGUGUACAGGAAUGUAUAAUGGAAUGUGAAAUUCAAAAAACUUCGUUCCGGGUGUCUGUACUGCUUGUUGUUAAUGGAAGAUAGAACAGAGAACUCCCAUGGCAUUGCAAUUCCCAAAAAAUCGAGAUCAUUGGAUCUUAAAAGUUUAUAUAAUCUGAAAGUUCCAAAAAAGACUCCUAAGAAGAACUUGAAGAGACGAGGUGGUAGCCAUGAGGAUGGUGAUCAGAAAACGAACCAGAAAAAGAAGAUCAGAAAGGAAAUGUCUCUGAGUAGCUUAGAAAAUGCUGAUUGUAAUAUUAAAAAGGUUGUUGAUGGAGAAUGUUGCAUUGGGCCAAGUUCAUAUGAAUUGCAGUCAGGUCUGAGUCAGAGACUGAGUAGCAAUAAUGGGUUUUAUAGGGUUUCGCUUGGUCUUGGUGAUAAUGCUGUUCAUAUCCCGAAGCGAAAGAGGGGUCUUGUGAGGCGUAAGAAAUUUGAAACAGGUCAAGGACAAAAUUUGUCCGGGCAGACUAGUAGUAAAAGUGGCCAUGGUGAUCAAAUGCCUGAACUAAUUAGGGAUGAUUCGGGCCAGGGUGCUGAGUCUUCAAUGUUUAAACAGAAGGAUAUUGAUGAAUUUAAAGAAAACAUGAGUAGUGAUUCAAAUUCAGUUCAGCAUUUCGAGGGAUAUGAAGACUCUUCCUGUUAUGCUGUUGUAAAUAGCGGUGAUUCUAUAAAGACGUCAAGGAAAAGAGACAGGAAGCAAAAGAUUUUGGCUCCAGAUAGUGUUCCCAUGGAGGCUGGAACUGCAAUUAGAAAUAGUAAACUUUCUGGUAAUUUGAAGGAAGAUGAUGAAGAGAAUCUUGAGGAGAAUGCAGCAAGGAUGCUAUCCUCAAGGUUUGAUCCCAGAUGUACUGGCUUUUCUUCUACUGGUAAUUCUUCUAUGUUGCCAUCAGAAAAUAGUGUAUCCGUUUCACUAUCUGCUGUUCGAAAUCUGGUAAGCCAUGGGUCAAAGUCUCUGUCAGGUUCAGAAUCAGCAUCAGUUGAUGCAGCAGGUAGAGUCUUGAGGCCAAGGAAACAACACAAAGAAAAGGGUAGUGCCCGGAAGAGGCGUCAUUUUUAUGAGAUUUUCUUAGAUGAUCUGGAUGCAUAUUGGGUUUUGAACCAGAGAAUAAAGGUUUUUUGGCCGUUAGACCAGCGUUGGUACUUUGGAAUGGUCAAUGACUAUGACAAAUCAAAGAAACUUCACCAUAUUAAAUAUGAUGAUCGAGAUGAAGAAUGGGUUAAUCUUCAAACUGAGAGGUUCAAACUCUUGUUACUUCCCAGUGAAGUUCCAGGAAAUGCAGGCCAUAAAAGAUCUGCAAUGAAAAAUAGUUCUGUUCAGCAAAAAGGAAGCAAGUCCCGAAAAGAAAGACAAGGAAAAUUGAUUACAGAGGAUGAUAGCUGCAGUGGAAGCUUUAUGGAUUCAGAGCCUAUAAUCUCUUGGCUUGCCCGGUCUUCUAAUCGGGUUAAAUCUUCUUCUUUUAAUGGUGUGAAAAAACAGAAAACCUCUGCUACAUCUUUGAAACCGGCCUCAUCAUUAUUGUAUGAAGAACCCGCUGGAGGUCAGGGAGUACCUACGAGCUCCUUGAGAGGAGGUAAAAGCAAUCCGUCCUGUGAUUCUGUAUUGCUAGAUAAAUUAGGUGAUAAUUUUAGAGAGCAGCCGUCAUCAGAAAAUGCUACUUGUUCUAGAGAAGGUAAAAUGCCUAUUGUUUACUUUAGAAGGCGGUUUCGCAGGUUAACUCUGGCAUCCCAUCAUGUGUCCGAAGGAGAACCUGUUAUCAUAAGUGCCCCUGGUUCUGUUUUCUUUGAUCCUUUGGUUGACAGGCUAAAUGAUAUAAAUGAACCUGAUAAUAAAAGCUUUGACACUGAUGGGCCUUUGUUCUUCACUUACAAUGUGGGAGGUAUAUCAGAAAUAAGACUUCUGGACUUGGAGUCAGCAGCACUUAAAAUUGACAUAAACCUUCCAAUAAGAUCGGCACGUAAUUAUGAAUUGGAGAGCUUGUGGUUGCUUAAUGCUGUAUUGCUUCUUCAGUAUGGUGCAGUUAUGACGAAGUGGCCAAGAGUUCAUUUGGAGAUGCUUUUUGUUGAUAAUGUAGUUGGGUUGCGGUUUCUAUUGUUUGAAGGCUGCUUGAUGAUGGCUGCAGCCUUCGUCUUUAUGAUCCUUAGGGUAUUUCUUGAAUCUGCUGAGCAGGGAAAUGUUGACAUGCAACUACCAGUUACAUCUAUUAGAUUUAGGUUUUCAGGUGCGGAUGAUGUCAAGAGGCAGGUUGUGUUUGCAUUCUACAACUUCUCUAGAUUACAGAGUUCAAAGUGGAUGUAUUUAGAUUCUAAACUUAAGAGGUAUUGCCUCCUCAGUAAACGCCUCCAUAUCUCUGAAUGCACAUAUGAUAACAUCCACGCACUUCAAAAUGGAUUAAGCGAGUGCCCAAUUGCUGCCAUCAAUGGCAAGCCGUUCUCAUUUAAGGUCAUGCCUAAGAGGACGGGAAUGGGGAUUAAUUUUAUGGGAAUUUCCUCAGACUUCGCUCCAGUUGAUGCUAGUCAGCCUUCUGUUGCUGCCAAGAGGAAGCAUCCGUUAUUUGCUCUUUCUUUUGCUGCUGCACCUACCUUUUUUCUUAGUUUGCAUCUCAAGUUGCUGAUGGAGCGGUCAGUAAAUCAUUUAAGCUUCCGUGAUCAUUCAUCAGUAGAUGAUCAGGAAGAUGGUUACUCUAGCAUUGAUGAUUGCUCUCAUAGCAAUGCAGAAAUUAAUUUAAAGAAAGAUAUGAUGACUUUGUCAAAUGGUGUUGCUUGUGCUGAACCAAACCUCAUAAUUAGUCCCUCUGUUUGCAGUGAUCAAAUUGCCCCUGGUAAUUGCCAGAUCAUUGGUCUUAGUGCUGGUGGCAUUUCUGGUUCCCCUGGUUCUGAGAGGCUCAGUUCUAUUCAGUUGCACGAGUGGCAAUCCCAUAAUUCUGGGUUAGAACUAUGCUCUUUACCUUCAAGCUCCUUAGUUGACAAAGAUAAGGCCGAUGAUGUUCCCCAUUCUUUUCUGGGAGACCUCAAUGUUCAAAUUCCUUUAGCUGACCAAAUCGGGAAGCCUGUGAAUGAUGAUUUGCAGAGUGCCCAUGAUUCUUGUGAUUUGUCUUGGAAUGUAAAUGAAUGUGUCACUCCAAGCCCCAAAUCACCUGGUCCCAGAAGUUCUUGGCAGCGAAACCGAAAUAGUUCCUCAACAUUUGGCUUCCUGUCACAAGGGUGGUCUGGUGGAAAUGUUGACUCUUUUCACAAUGGUUUCAGUAAUGGACCCAAGAAGCCACGAACACAAGUUUCAUAUUCACUGCCAUUUGCUGGGUAUGAUUUCAGUUCAAAGCACAGAAACCCUAAUCAGAAGAGCUUUCCUCACAAGAGAAUUAGAAAGGCUAAUGAAAAGAAGUCAUCGGAUGUUGCCAGAGGCCCUGAAAAGGAUUUGGACUCCUUAUCUUGUGAUGCAAAUGUUUUGAUCACCAUUGGUGAUAAAGGGUGGAGAGAAUCUGGAGCCCAAGUUGUACUAGAGCUGUUUGAUCAUAAUGAGUGGAAGCUUUCUGUAAAAUUUUCAGGGAUUACUAGGUAUUCAUAUAAAGCACAUCAAUUUCUGCAGCCAGGAUCAACAAAUCGUUACACACAUGCUAUGAUGUGGAAAGGAGGGAAGGAUUGGACCUUGGAAUUUGCUGAUAGGAGCCAGUGGGCCCUUUUCAAGGAGAUGCACGAAGAAUGCUACAAUCGGAAUCUCCGUGCUGCUUCUGUUAAAAAUAUACCUCUCCCUGGUGUUCGUUUGAUUGAGGAAAACGAUGACAAUGGGACUGAAGUUGCAUUUGUUCGUGGCCCAAAGUAUUUUCAGCAAGUUGAAACAGAUGUUGAGAUGGCUUUAAAUCCUUCUCAUGUCUUGUAUGACAUGGAUAGCGAGGAUGAGGAGUGGGUUUCAAACAUUCAGAAUUCUGAAAAGGGAAACAGUAGUUUGGAGGGAAUUUCGAAGGUGUUUGAGAAGAUAAUGGACAUGUUUGAGAAGGCUGCAUACUCUCGACAAUGUAAUCAGUUUACAUCUGAUGAAAUAGAGGAAAUCAUGGGUAAUAUUGAGCCCUUGUGUUUAGUCAAAACCAUCUAUGGGCAUUGGCAGCAAAAAAGGCAGCGAAAGGGAAUGGCUUUAGUUCGGCAUUUUCAGCCUCCUCUGUGGGAAAGAUAUCAACAAGAAGUAAGAGAGUGGGAGGCAGCUAUGAACAAGAAUAAUACUCUCACUUCUUACGGAGGCCUGGACAAGGUUGCAGCUUUGGAUAAGCCACCCAUGUUUGCUUUCUGUUUGAAACCAAGGGGUUUGGAAGUACCAAAUAAAGGAUCGAAACAUAGAUCACAGAAGAAAUUUUCAGUUUCUGGGCAUACAAACAGCAUGCUAGGUGAACAGGAUGGUUUAUACAAUCUUGGAAGAAGAAUGAAUGGCUUUGUGUUUAGUGAUGAAAAGCUCACAUACCUAGGCCCUAAUUAUGACCCUUUGGAUGAUUCCCCGUUGCCACUGACCUCACCAAGGGUAUUCUCACCAUGGGAGGCUGGCAGCAUGGGAUAUUUUUCACUGAGCAAUGAUGGGUAUGAUAGAAAUCGAGUACCCAAACUUUACAGCAAGUCAAAAAAAUAUGGGUCGUUAUAUCAUGAUGAUUCCCAGAUGAUGGCUCAUCACGGUCAUAGAAUGUCCGGAAAGAGAAGUGGGGCUGGUAAUUGGAAUUUGAGUUAUCACUGGCCAGGCCACAGGCAGUACAAAUUAGAUGGCCCUUACAGGCAUGGGAUUGAACAAUUUGAUGGUUCAGACCUUGAUGAAUAUAAGUUGCGUGAUGCCUCAGGUGCUGCUCAGCAUGCACUUAAGAUGGCGAAGUUGAAGAGAGAGAGGGCGCAAAGAUUGCUCUACAGAGCAGAUCUAGCAAUCCACAAGGCUGUGGCUGCUCUUAUGACUGCUGAAGCAAUGAAAGCUUCUGAGGACUCAAAUGGUAAUAGGUAGAUGAACCGACAAACAUCUGACAUUGUGGCACGUCAUGGAUUCCUUUAAUUUAUGACAGAGCUGCAUAGAGGCAAAUAAUCCGUAGUGAACUUCAGUCGUGAGGUCUGAGAGCAAUGAGAUGGAGAUUUUGUUGCUUCAAAGCGUACUCAGCAAGCUCUGACCGCCAGACCUCUCUUCAGGUUGAGAUCUGCAGUGCAGGACUGUUUCACCGCUGCUAUCGGGUCUAUGGAAUUUUGGCUGUUAAUAUUUGUACAGAUUUUUUCUUUAUUUGGGUUUUUGCCCGUCUUCCUACUUUUCCUCCUUAACCUCGGGUUCAAAUGUGCAAAAUGAGAAGAGGUUGGGCUCAAUAAGAAAAAAACACUUUGAAUGGAAUUACACCCUUUCUUUCAGAGAUUAAGACGUAGUAGUCUGGCGUCUGAUUUGCAAGGUAGUCCGCUGCUUUCUGUGGCACAUGGCCCAGUGAAUGCGGUUGCUUACUUAAAAGAUUGGAUAGUUAGACAUGGACCAAGAAAAGAGAAAUUAAGCCUUGAGAAUGUGUUGGUUCUGCAGUGAAUUGGCUAUGUCAUAGCAUAUGGUAAAUACCCGAUCCUCUUGUAUUAUAUGUAAACAUGAUAACAUGAUAUAGCCUUUCUGAUCAGUAUUUAACCAUUGCUUUAGAAUAG
Molecule: messenger RNA, 5942 nt
Organism: Neltuma alba
Lineage: Eukaryota; Viridiplantae; Streptophyta; Magnoliopsida; Fabales; Fabaceae
Biological process (GO): regulation of transcription by RNA polymerase II
Cellular component (GO): NuA4 histone acetyltransferase complex
Source: RefSeq, a predicted model, not a curated record